This is a messenger RNA of Colletotrichum paranaense, 330 nucleotides long. RefSeq lists its product as uncharacterized. Lineage: Eukaryota; Fungi; Ascomycota; Sordariomycetes; Glomerellales; Glomerellaceae. The transcript has 2 exons. Bases 1 to 330 code for a protein of 109 amino acids. The record is from RefSeq and is a predicted model, not a curated record.
AUGCUCAUCUGUACACCACGACGGGAGGCUAAGAGCCCGCUAGCUUCACGCCCGUCACCAUUUGCGACGCUGGCGCACUCUGGAAAGCGUGGUCACGAAGAGCGAGAGAUACCCAAGUACUCUCAGAGAGAUCGAAAAAAAAAAAGCCACCAGCCGCCGCCAAAAAGAUUGUGCGACGCAAGCGUCCAGAGCUUCCCAGCUCAGCGCCAUCACGCCCCCAGGUUUGGUUCAGCCAAACAACUUGGAGCUUUGUCUACCGCCCGUUGCUCCUAUCCGGCGGCUCGGAAAGCUCUAAAUUGCUGGUUGCGGGGCACGCAGAAGCAACCCUAA